Messenger RNA from Mercenaria mercenaria, 6707 nucleotides. RefSeq lists its product as uncharacterized. Gene Ontology annotation, molecular function: GTPase activator activity; small GTPase binding. The coding region runs from base 73 to 1380 and encodes 435 amino acids. The record is from RefSeq and is a predicted model, not a curated record. Gene Ontology annotation, biological process: activation of GTPase activity; nucleocytoplasmic transport. Gene Ontology annotation, cellular component: cytosol; nucleus; perinuclear region of cytoplasm. Lineage: Eukaryota; Metazoa; Mollusca; Bivalvia; Venerida; Veneridae. The transcript has 11 exons.
AAAGGGAUCUUCAAAGGAGGCGUGAAAAGUGUGGAUGACAACAACCCAAACAAAAAGGUAAAGUAAUACAUCAUGCCUAAGAAGGGAAAGAAGGGCGGAAAAAAGGGAAAGAAGAAAGGAGGAAAAAAGAAAGCCAAAGGUCCAGCUAAUGCAGAGGAUAUUAUGCAGAGAUUAUUGAAGUGUUAUGAACGCAAUUGUCAUAAUACAGACUCUAGAAUGUGUCCCAGAAUUGCAGCUGCUCUUAGGGGAUGCAUGGAAAAUAAUGCAAUUUUGGCACAGUUUAUAUUGGAAUCUGUUGAAAUGGAGAAGGAGGGAGCUUUACCUGUGUUGAUAGAACCGUUUCUUGCUGCAUUAAGACAAGAGAGAUACACCUUUAUCCGAGAUCUGUACAUCUGGAAAUAUCCCAUGUCAUAUGAGAAUACUGCAACACUGGCAUUGUUACUAGAGAAACCAUUUUAUCCAAUCAGAAUGCUCGAAGUGAUGGAUUGUCUACUGGAUUCCCAUAGAGUAGAGAGGUUGUCUCGGUCUUUCAAAGUGGCUGAAGUUUUAACAAAAAUUAGUCUGGACUACAAUGAAUUUGGUGACGAAGGAUGUGAAAGUUUGUGUAAAGGUCUGGAGAAAAAUAUCACUAUGUUGUCCGUCAGUCUGUGUUAUUGUGAUCUUGGAGUCAAAAGUGGCACCAUUCUCGGAAAAAUGAUAUCUACUACAGCUGUCAGAGAUUUGUAUAUAGAUGGUAACAACUUGGAGUGUGAGGGUGCAAUGGAGCUGAUCAAACUGUGUGUGGAGCAGUCAGAGAUGGAGGCCUUAUUAAGGGCUGAGGCUGCGAAGAAAAAAUUAGAGGAGGAAGAGGCUACUAAAACAGCAGUGAGCAUAGAUGACAAUUAUGAUGAGUAUGCUAAGGAGAACAAACUUCGUUACACACCUGAGAGUGGUGGGGAACAGAGUGGCAAGGCCUCAGAUAUACUCGAAGCUGCUCCAGAAAAGAAAAAGAAGAAAAAAGGUAAAAAGAAAAAGAAGAAGGAGCCCCCACCUCCACCUCGGAUAGGUCCAUGGAUACACAAGUUACAUAUAGCGGACAAUGCCAUAGAUAACCUAGCUUACGGUGCUAAAUUUGCUCCAGUUAUAUGCAUGAGACUGUUUAAAAAACUAUUGAUGCACUCUGACUGUAUAGAGGAGUUGGAUUUAGAAGAUAAUUGGAUAGGAGAUCUGGCUGGUAGAGAAGUACUCGAAGCAUUAGAACAUAGAAAAGAAGAGAAAAUGGGCGGGGUUAAAGUAAGAACUACCCAUAAACUGAGCACAGAUGUAUUCAACAGCAUUGUAAAACUUGGAUCAGGUCUCAAGAAGAAGAAAAAGAAAGGCAAAAAGAAGAAGAAGAAAUGAGAAGGCUUCAUUUAUUUAUCGUAGCAACAUCUAUUGCACAUGUGGAAGGGCUAGUGGGAAUCCGUCCAUUGGAGAAACUAUACUAUACAUGUAAAAUAAAGUCAAGUCAGUACUUGAUUAACAUCUCAGAAAAUUUACAGCAUAAAAUAACAGUUUAUUUACUGCUGUUAAAAGGAUAAAUCAUUUUCUGAGUAGAAAUAUAUGAGAUGGUUUUGUGUGUAAAAUGUUUUGCUAUUUGUUAUUUUUAUAUUAUAAUAAUAUUGAAUUUUAAUAGAAGAAAAGACAACUGUGUCACAGUUUAGGUUAUAUAGAUAUUUGCCAGAGUCUGUAGAGUUAUCUCCCUUUAUAAAAUGUAUUCUGUUACUGUACCGUGACUGUAAGAGAUGGGACAAACAUCAUAAGCCAUGCAAUAUCUGAAGCCAGUGAAGAGAAUCUCUUAGUUACUGUUUGUUUCAUUGCUUAAUAAGCCGAAAUUGAAAUUUUAAAACUUUCUGGUGUCCAAAAUGUCUGAACUUUGUAAUAGAAAAUACUCUUUCAAAAAAGAUUUUUGACAAUACAUUAAUUUAUUAUUCACCUGAAAUCAUGACCGUGUUAUACUCAAAACAAAAGGUAAAUUAGUUAAGAAAUAAUUUAUAGCAAAAGAGUGCUUUAACAAUUUUUAUGCAUGAUGGGCGGUUAUACGUCGGGCGUAAUAAUUUCACGAGGGCGCAGCCUGAGUGAAAUUAUUUGUACGAUGUAUUGCCACCUGAGUGUAUAAAUAGUGUUAAACCACGGCUUUGCUAUAAAUUAUUUCAAUUCUAAUAUGCUUUUAAUCAAAAACAGUAGAUAAAAUAUAGUAGUGCUCUUUCUUGGUCGCAACAAAAACUUUGACGUCACCACACGUUAAUGUGACGUUAUUCUAGCGUAAGCGUGUUUUAACAGAGACAAGCAUGUUAGAAUAUGGAUUUACUUACAUUCUACUAAAUAUUUCAAAAUGUAUUUUGUAGUUUUCUUAAUUAAGGAUAUCAAUUUUGAUAUCCAUUUAAUCAAUAAAAUGGUUAUUCUAACACUACAUACUUACUAGCCUAUUUCUGAGUGUUAAUUAUUUCCAUCUUUACAUUAUUUUUUUUACAGAAACUAAUAUUCUUCUAUUUUUUGAACUACCUCGUAUUUGAAAUUCAUGCAGUUCUAAUAAAUAUUUCUUUUUAAGAUACUUUUUCCAGUAAGAUAGGCUCUCCCUGUUGCUGUAUGUUAUUGUGUUUAUGCCAUAUAUGUACCAAACAUGAUAGCUGAAUGUAUCAAUUGUUUUGUUUCAACUGCUAAGCAGUUUGUUUGUAUACAAGUUUAUUUAUAGUCGCCACCAGUAACACAUAUGGGCGACUCCUCCAGAAGACUGUUAGUAAUCUUAGUGGGAGGAUAGUGCAAGAUAAAGAAGAUGCUACAAUUCCAGAACCUUCCCUGGUUCUUUAGCAGGCCAGAUGUAAACCACCCAUACACAGGACUCAUAUCCCAAUGUUAGUAAUUUUUAGUUGGAAAAGUGGGGGCUCGAACUCACGAACCCUGGUUGCGUAGUCAAACAGUGUUAACACCAGACCACUGCGUCCACUCUUGCUAAGCAGUUAAGACAAAAUGUGGUAUUAAGAUUCCAAAGUGAUACCACUUUAUUUAGUAAUGUUAAGUUUAUACUGAAAUCUGUGAUAUUUUAGAAGUGCAAAUUUUUGUUUCUAUGUUUCUAACACAUUUUUAGCUCACCUGUCACAAAGUGACAAGGUGAGCUUUUGUGAUCGCGCGGCAUCCGUCGUCCGUCCGUCCGUGCGUCCGUGCGUCCGUAAACUUUUGCUUGUGACCACUCUAGAGGUCACAUUUUUCAUGGGAUCUUUAUGAAAGUUGGUCAGAAUGUUCACCUUGAUGAUAUCUAGGUCAAGUUCGAAACUGGGUCACGUGCCAUCAAAAACUAGGUCAGUAGGUCUAAAAAUAGAAAAACCUUGUGACCUCUCUAGAGGCCAUAUAUUUCACAAGAUCUUCAUGAAAAUUGGUCAGACUGUUCACCUUGAUGAUAUCUAGGUCAAGUUCGAAACUGGGUCACGUGGGGUCAAAAACUAGGUCAGUAGGUCUAAAAAUAGAAAAACCUUGUGACCUCUCUAGAGGCCAUAUUUUUCAUGAGAUCUUCAUGAAUAUUGGUCAGAAUGUUCACCUUGAUGAUAUCUAGGUCAAGUUCGAAACUGGGUCACGUGGGGUCAAAAACUAGGUCAUUAGGUCUAAAAAUAGAAAAACCUUGUGACCUCUCUAGAGGCCAUAUUUCUCAAUGGAUCUUCAUGAAAUUUGGUCAGAAUGUUCAGCUUGAUGAUAUCUAGGUCAAGUUCGAAACUGGGUCAUGUGGGGAUAAAAACUAGGUCAGUAGAUCUAAAAAUAGAAAAACCUUGUGACCUCUCUAGAGGCCAUAUUUUUCAUGAGAUCUUCAUGAAUGUUGGUCAGAAUGUUCACCUUGAUGAUAUCUAGGUCAAGUUCGAUACUGGGUCAUGUGGGAUCAAAAACUAGGUCAGUAGGUCUAAAAAUAGAAAAACCUUGUGACCUCUGUAGAGGCCAUAUUUCUCAAUGGAUAUUCAUGAAAAUUGGUCAGAAUGUUCACCUUGAUGAUAUCUAGGUCAAGUUCGAUACUGGGUCACGUGCGGUCAAAAACUAGGUCAGUAGGUCUAAAAAUAGAAAAACCUUGUGACCUCUCUAGAGGCCAUAUUUUUCAAUGGAUCUUCAUGAAAAUUGGUCAGAAUGUUUACCUUGAUGAUAUCUAGAUCAAAUUCAAAACUGGGUCACGUGGGGUUAAAAACUAGGUCAGUAGAUCUAAAAAUAGAAAAACCUUGUGACCUCUCUAGAGGCCAUAUUUUUCAUGAGAUCUUCAUGAAUAUUGGUCAGAAUGUUCACCUUGAUGAUAUCUAGCUCAGGUUCGAAACUGGGUCACCUGGGGUCAAAAACUAGGUCAGUAGGUCUAAAAAUAGAAAAACCUUGUGACCUCUCUAGAGGCCAUAUUUCUCAAUGGAUCUUCAUGAAAAUUGGUGAGAAUGUUCAGCUUGAUGAUAUCUAGGUCAGGUUCGUAACUGGGUCAUGUGCAGUCAAAAACUAGGUCAGUAGGUCGAAAAAUAGAAAAACCUUGUGACCUCUCUAGAGGCCAUAUUUUUCACGAGAUCUUCAUGAAAAUUGGUGAGAAUGUUCACCUUGAUGAUAUCUAGAUCAAAUUUAAAAGUGGGUCACGUGCCUUCAAAAACUAGGUCAUUAGGUCAAAUAAUAGAAAAACCUUGUGACCUCUCUAGAGGCCAUAUUUUUCAUUGGAUCUUCAUGAAAAUUGGUCAGAAUUUUUUAUCUUGAUGAUAUCUAGGUCACAUGUGCUCAAAAACUAGGUCACUUUGUCAAAUAAUAGAAAUAACGACGUCAUACUCAGUUCAACACUGGGUCAUGUGGGGAUAGGUGAGCGAUUCAGGACCAUCAUGGUCCUCUUGUUCUUUUUGUGUUAUUUCAAUAAUUUAUUUACUACAUGGUUGAUGAAUGCAGUUCUAGUAUGAAAGUUUGAUAAGAAAAUAUUUGAGCCAGCUCAAAACAAUCUCCACUUCUUAGCAAAGACUACAAACUGUCUGUAAAGCUUAAAAUAUAAAACAUAUACUUUUAUAUGUCCUUCAUUUAAGCAGAGUGAAAUCUGAAGUUUUGUGCACAUGGCAGUUUUUCCUGCACUGGCUCAAAUAAUUUAAAAACAUGCGAGAGACAUGGCUUUUACUUCUUUGACUUUCAAUAUUUGUUUCCUUAUAUUUAAGUUAUUCGCCCUGAAAACAAGAAAAUGUUUUAUGUUUCUCUUACUAUGUUAUUUUUUUCUAUUAUAUGUAGCUUCCCUUUGUUGACUAAACCCCCUUUGCAUUUUUCAGGGGAGGUCACUUGCACCAUAUUUUUAAGCACAAGUACUUCCCUUCCACUGUGAAUUUUUAAUUGUGGACCUUAUUGUCUUUGACUGAUUUACUAGAAUGAAUGUAUAUAGGAUACACAUUGUGCCAAGAGAUUUUCUUAGAUCGUUUGUAAUGCUGUUAAAGUUUCACAUGUUUUUAUGAUUGUGAUCAGUAUGACCUGUACUAGUAAGUUGAUAUCAGUUUUUAGAGGCCUUAAGUAAGUGUAUUUCUUAUAAUUUUGGGGAAUUGUAUCAUUUGUUAGUCUGUUUAACUUUUAACUUUUAGCCAAAAGGUGACUGAUUUUGCCAUUGCGACCAGUGCAGACCAAGAUCAGCCUGCGCAUCUGCGCAAGCUGUUCAUGGUCUGCACUGUUCGCUAUUCUGUCAGUAAAUUUUCAGUGUACACCCUUUGUAUAAUAAGUGGUACUGUUGAAAUGUGAUGAUAGACCAGUUCAUUGUAAAGGUUAACUUCAUGGGUAGAAAUGCUGUUGUUUUGCCCAGAUCAGCUAUUUUGAGGGAAUACGAGUUUGUGGAUUUCCACUUAUCCAGAUAAAAGAAUGGCAACUUUGCUUGUUCGUUGGGAUUUAAUUCUGUGGAUUUGAUGCAACCUCAAAAUCUACAAAAUUCAGUUCCCCAUGAUAUGACUUGUAUCAAAUGUGAAAGACCACUUCUGCAUUUUGCCUGUGCAAGGAUUACUUCCAUUCAUAUUCACGACUACUUUCAUAUAUAAUGGUGACCUAGUUCAUUGCCUCUGAUGAGAUUAUAAUUUGGCAAAAUGAGGUCAUUAUAACAGUAGCUUGAUCUUGGAUCAUGCAUUUGGCUGAUGUGGAGUUUGAGAGAUCAUGCUUGGCACUUGCUGGGUGGGCUCUUGUGAUCCUGGCCUGGCAAAUCCACCUCAGCUGAAUACAGCAUUGCAGAUCAAACUACAUGUACUGUAAUGAUAACUCUAUUAUUACUGGGCUCUUGUGAUCCUGGCCUGGCAAAUUCACUUGAGCUGAAUACAGCAUUGCAGAUCGAACUACUGUAAUGAUAACUCUAUUAUAUCCGCCAUUUCUAGCUGUGUUUGGGGUGCAUUUUGGAGACUGUUGUGGUACUGUGUAUAUCACCUGCAUUUUAUCACAGAGAAGAACAAACUAAUGAAUAAAAGCUUUUGAUAUUGGUCUGUACUGGAUAAGACAAGAUGGAAUACUAUCCUAUCUGGAAGGAGUUUAAAUACUAAUUACGUAUGUUGUGCAAAUUGUACAAUUUUAGAAACAUAACAGAAAUUACUGUCAGACAACCAAAGACAUUUUGUUUUAUAAUACUGUUUGCAUUAUAUUGUUUUGUACAUAUAUAAAGUUUAUAACAGAUUAUGAUGUAAUUGUUUGAAAGAUGUUUAUUUAUAUGAAGGUUAAUAAUUAUAAUAAAAGAAAUAUUAACUGUA